This is a messenger RNA of Pseudozyma flocculosa PF-1, 585 nucleotides long. RefSeq lists its product as uncharacterized. The record is from RefSeq and is a predicted model, not a curated record. Bases 1 to 585 code for a protein of 194 amino acids. Gene Ontology annotation, molecular function: GTPase activity; GTP binding. The transcript has 3 exons. Gene Ontology annotation, biological process: small GTPase-mediated signal transduction. NCBI's taxonomy places the organism in Eukaryota, Fungi, Basidiomycota, Ustilaginomycetes, Ustilaginales, Ustilaginaceae.
AUGUCUGAGCUCCGCCGCAAGCUUGUCAUCGUCGGUGACGGUGCCUGCGGUAAGACCUGUCUCCUUAUCGUCUUCAGCAAGGGUACCUUCCCCGAGGUCUACGUCCCCACCGUCUUUGAGAACUACGUCGCCGACGUCGAGGUCGACGGCCGCCACGUUGAGCUGGCGCUCUGGGAUACCGCCGGCCAGGAGGACUACGACCGACUGCGACCGCUGUCGUACCCGGACAGCCACGUCAUCCUCAUCUGCUUUGCCGUCGACUCGCCCGACUCGCUGGACAACGUGCAGGAGAAGUGGAUCUCGGAGGUGCUGCACUUCUGCCAAAAUCUGCCCAUCAUCCUGGUGGGCUGCAAGAAGGACCUCCGACGCGACCCCAAGAUUAUCGAGGAGCUGAGGAAGACGAGCCAGCGGCCCGUCAGCCCCGAGGAGGGCAUGGCGGUGGCGCAAAAGAUUGGCGCGGUGCGCUACCUCGAGUGCAGCGCCAAGACGGGCGAGGGCGUUCGGGAAGUGUUUGAGCACGCCACCCGCGCGGCAUUGGUCCAGAGGAGCAGGGGCUCCAAGAGGAAGGGCUGCACCGUCCUCUAA